CAGAAGAAGAUGAGCCACCUUAUUCUACUUUUGUCCUUGUUCUUGGCUCCAGCAUUUGCUGACGGAGGAAGUCAGAAAUCAACCCAAAACCUUUGUUCAAAUGUUAGCCACAAACGCCAGAAGAGAGACUGGAUAUGGAACCAAAUGCACAUCAAAGAAGAGAUUGAUACACCUUUGCCACACCAUGUUGGCAAGAUCACAUCCAGUGUAAGGAACAACAACGCCAAGUACAUCAUCAAGGGUGAAUAUGCCAACACCAUCUUCAAGGUGGAGGAGACCAGUGGGGACGUCUAUGCCUUCGAGAGGCUGGACAGGGAGAAGAAGGCAGAGUAUGAGCUGACAGCCCUCAUCAUUGACAGAACAAACAACAGGUCCCUGGAGCAGCCCUCCAAAUUCAUCAUCAAGGUGUAUGAUAUCAAUGACAACGCUCCUGUGUUUGUACAGAAGGUGUUCAAUGGGUCUGUCCCAGAGAUGUCCCCAGUAGGAACCUCAGUCACCAAAGUGACAGCUGUGGAUGCUGAUGACCCCACAGUGUCAGGUCAUGCCACGGUGACCUAUGAAGUCACCACAGGAAGUGAAUAUUUCACCAUUGAUGAUUCUGGUGUGAUUUAUACAAAAGAGCCCAAUCUAGACAGAGAGACAAAGUCAACAUAUGAGAUUGUUGUUCGAGCCAAAGAUGCUCCGGGUUUUUCUGGGGAUUCCAGCACAGCCACGGUGAUCAUCACCUUGUCUGACAUCAACGACAACUUCCCAGUGUUCAAACACUCAUCAUUUCACUUUAAAGUUCCUGAAAACAUUUCAGUAGGAGGAGAAGUUGGCAGAGUCAAAGUAGAAGAUAUUGAUGAACCACAGCACAGAAAUACAAGAUACAGCUUUAUCCAAGGAGAGUUCAGGGACACCUUUGACAUUGUAGCAAAUCCAUACACAAAUGAAGGAAUCAUUAGGCCAAAGAAGCCCCUGGACUUCGAAACGGUAUCAGAAUACAGGUUUAGCAUUGAGGCCACAGACCCCACGGUUAACCUCCGGCACUUCAAACCUGGCAACCCCCGGAGCAUCUCCACAGUCACCAUCGAAGUCACCGACGUGGAUGAGCCUCCUGUCUUCACCAGACUGCCAUAUGAAUUUAAAGUGAGGGAAAAUCACGCAGAAGUUAAAACACUUGGUUCAGUUCACGCAGAGGACCCCGACACAGCUAAACGGAAAAUCAGAUACAUUCAGCGUAGAGCAAGUCCUAACGGAGACUACGUCAGGGUAUCCAAUAAUGGAGUUAUUCAACUUCCCAAGCCUCUGGACAGAGAAUUCAGCUCCUCAUACAACAUCACUGUGGCAGCUGUGGAGAUCCUUGAAGAUGGCCGCCUUUCCGACAGAGAGUCACACGCCCACGUUCAUGUCAUAGUUGAUGAUGUGAAUGAUAAUGCUCCAGAGCUUGUUUCUCCUGAUGAACCUCGAGUAUGUGAAAAUGCUGCACCUGGAAAGGUAAUUGUCAGGAUUUCAGCUGUUGACAAGGAUGAAACAUCACCCAGAGGUUUCUUCAGAUACUCGCUGGCCACAGAAGACAGCAACUUCUCCCUGAUUGAGAACUACGACAACACCGCUAACAUCACCGUCAAAUACGGACAAUUCAACCGGGAACUUGCCAAAUUCCACUACCUGCCUGUGCUCAUCUCAGACAACGGUGACCCUGACCUAACCAGCACAAACACUCUGGUCAUCAGUGUCUGCAAGUGCAAUGAGAAAGGCAACUUCACUUUCUGUGAGGAGAGAGCAAAGCAGGUCGGCGUCAGCAUUCAAGCACUGGUGGCAAUUUUUAUCUGCAUCUUCACAAUCAUUGGAAUCGCCUUGCUGAUUCUGCUGAGAAAGAGGCACAAGAAGGAUCUUGGUGGGCUGGGGAGGAGCGUGGCAGAGAUCCACGAGCAGCUGGUGACCUAUGACGAGGAGGGAGGGGGUGAGAUGGACACCACCAGCUACGACGUGUCCGUGCUCAACUCCGUCCGCAAGAGCGGCCUCAAGGCGGAAGCCGCUCCCUGUGCCUACGCACAGGUCCAGAAACCUCCUGGGAACAUCACCCCUGGCGCUGAGGGGAUGGAGAUGAUGAUUGAGGUGAAGAAGGAUGAGGCUGACAACGACAGGGAUUUGCUGCCCUACGACACCCUGCACAUCUAUGGCUACGAAGGCGCCGAGUCCAUCGCGGAAUCCCUCAGCUCGCUGGGCUCGGGCUCCUCAGACUCAGACAUUGAUUAUGACUUUCUCAGUGACUGGGGACCCAGGUUCAAGAUGCUAGCUGAGUUGUAUGGAUCAGAACCAAGUGAAGAUUUUGUGUAUUAA
Cinclus cinclus is the source of this 2325-nucleotide messenger RNA. RefSeq names its product cadherin 5 (gene CDH5). Lineage: Eukaryota; Metazoa; Chordata; Aves; Passeriformes; Cinclidae. Gene Ontology annotation, biological process: cell-cell junction assembly; vasculature development; multicellular organism development. The coding region runs from base 10 to 2325 and encodes 771 amino acids. The transcript has 11 exons. The record is from RefSeq and is a predicted model, not a curated record. Gene Ontology annotation, cellular component: adherens junction; plasma membrane; catenin complex. Gene Ontology annotation, molecular function: calcium ion binding; cadherin binding.